Messenger RNA from Frankliniella occidentalis (western flower thrips), 867 nucleotides. RefSeq lists its product as uncharacterized. The transcript has 4 exons. The record is from RefSeq and is a predicted model, not a curated record. The coding region runs from base 445 to 786 and encodes 113 amino acids. Lineage: Eukaryota; Metazoa; Arthropoda; Insecta; Thysanoptera; Thripidae.
UAGCCCAAAAAAACAAGAAGAGUUCCAAAGAAUGUACUUUAUGAUAACAAAUCAUGUAUCAACCGCCGUAAUAAUUAAUUCCUACAAAAACCUUCAAUUUGGCAUGCAACGUUACAAUACCCUGACGAGGACGAGGGUAAGCAGUCAAGUCUACUUGUUGAACUUAGGUGAGAGAAAAGAUCAUAACAUCACUCAAGAACAUUCAAGAUGUUUCUUAAAUGUGAGUGGGUGUAUUUGUUAUAUUUGUCUGAGUUAGUUCUGAUUUGGUCUGUGUAAAUUACUUUUUUGUUCCAUGACUUCCAAUCGUUUUGGACUGGGCCGAGGAAAAAUGUGUUUGCCAAACCACUGCCAGCGUUCAGUUCGAGGAUUUUAAAAAUAAAACAGGAAAUGUUUCAGGAGGUAACUCUUUAAGAUUCAGAGCGAAGUUUGCUGUGUUUGGAGGAUAUGGAUUUGGAUAUUGCCAGUGCCCAAAGGGAGGAAAUCUCCACACAGGAGUUGACUGAUUCAGUCUAUGAAUUUCAGAAUGAAGAUUUACGAAAACAAGUUGCUGCCCUUAAAAGUUAUACCAAGCAUUUGAGAUGGCAUUGUUACAUUUACCGCAAGGCAUUAGCUCAUUUCCCAAAUGGUAUGGAAAUUUUGGAAGCAGUCGAGAAGGAAGUAGGAGCUGACAGGAGCCCACCAUGCAGUUCCUGCGAGAAAGAUGAGCUACUUCAGAAACUACAACAGUUGGAAAACGAAGUCCAACGAAAAAGAAAGAGAGAUGCUGAUUCUGAUUCCGAAGCCUGAAGAUAUAUUUUUCUAUUUUGUCUACUCAUGUUUUUUUUUUCCUAAUGGAUUUGAUUUCUGCAUUAAAAUUCUUUGAAAAUA